AUGAACAUCACCGGGCUAAAUCAGACGGAGGCAGGACUCCUCAACAGGACGGAGGAGUUUUUCUGCUGCAACUUUUCCUCCGUGGUGACCGAUAAUGGCUUUGUGGCUGCAGCUCCGGAUGAGAGGAGCCUCUUCAUCAUGAGGGUGGUCCAGAUCGCCGUCAUGUGCGUUUUGUCCCUCACCGUGGUGUUUGGCAUAUUUUUUCUCGGUUGCAACCUGCUUAUAAAGUCAGAGGGAAUGAUUAACUUUUUGGUAACGGACAGGAGACCAUCUAAAGAGACUGAGGCAGUUAUUGUGGGAAACUACUGA
This is a messenger RNA of Labrus mixtus (cuckoo wrasse), 309 nucleotides long. RefSeq names its product reprimo, TP53 dependent G2 arrest mediator candidate a (gene rprma). The transcript has a single exon. The coding region runs from base 1 to 309 and encodes 102 amino acids. NCBI's taxonomy places the organism in Eukaryota, Metazoa, Chordata, Actinopteri, Labriformes, Labridae. The record is from RefSeq and is a predicted model, not a curated record.